Messenger RNA from Triticum turgidum subsp. durum (durum wheat), 318 nucleotides. The record is from the annotation of a GenBank genome assembly. NCBI's taxonomy places the organism in Eukaryota, Viridiplantae, Streptophyta, Magnoliopsida, Poales, Poaceae.
AUGAAAGGCCUAUCAUUAGCCAUUCAAAGGACUGUACUUCCCAUUGCUAUUGACAUGGACUCAAGUAUGGCGGUAUCUAUGAUUACAAGUGAUGAAGUUGACAGAUCACUCUAUGCUUCCUUGGUGAAUGAAAUUAGACACUUAUUGAGUCUUAGGCAAACUUGUAUUACUCAUAUUUCUCGCUCGCGAAACAAGGCAAGUGAUAGUUUAGCUAGAUUUGCUAGAGUAGAUAGACGGACUAUGACAUGGCUAGGGUCCGGUCCUGAAGAUGUUUUGGAGAUUGUCUUCGAAGACUGUAAACACAUUGUGAUCGAGUAA